Messenger RNA from Episyrphus balteatus (marmalade hoverfly), 1072 nucleotides. RefSeq lists its product as uncharacterized. The transcript has 4 exons. Gene Ontology annotation, cellular component: extracellular matrix. The coding region runs from base 68 to 871 and encodes 267 amino acids. NCBI's taxonomy places the organism in Eukaryota, Metazoa, Arthropoda, Insecta, Diptera, Syrphidae. The record is from RefSeq and is a predicted model, not a curated record.
UAUAACAGUUAAUUUUAGUGGGUGUAAAAAGAAAAGUGAAUUUUUAACAAAAAAAAAUUAUAUCAAAAUGCGUUCGUUUCAAAAAGUGAUCGUUGUGUUUAGCGCCCUCUUGGGGGUUAGUGUAAUUGCCCAACAACAACAAGCUGUUGAUCCUGCAUACUUACGACAAUAUUACCAGCAGCUAUCUUCACAACAAUCUGGUGGUAAUCCAGAAGCCACUCCUAUCUAUGAACAAAACGAACAACAACAACAACAAUAUGUUAGUCCUGGACAACAAAUCAGGGUUAAGGAUAAUGUACAGGAACAGAUAAGAGCACAACAGCAACAACGUAAUUCACAAGCCUAUGUGGCACCAUCUGUAAGGGAUUAUUUGCAACAACCACAACAGCAACAACAACAACAAUAUCAGCAACCUCAACAAGUUGUUUAUAGACAAUCGCAACCAGCUCCAGCCCCACGUCCACGUCCACAACCAAUUCAAUAUCAAUCUUCAGCUGCAAAACUUAAGCAGCAAGAGGAUGAGGAAUACGAUGAUCAAAACUCAUCAUACCAAUUUGGAUUCGAUGUUAAGGAUGACGAGUUUACCAACUACCAAAAUCGUAAGGAAGUACGUGAUGGUUCAGUAAUCAAGGGUAGUUACUCGGUUGUUGAUUCGGAUGGUUUCAUUCGAACUGUUAAAUAUACUGCUGAUCCUAAAGAAGGUUUCAAGGCUGAAGUUAUUCGAGAGCCAACUGAUAUUGUUGUUAAAAUACCAACACCUGCCCCACAACAAUUAUUGCGUCAGCCACAAGGACAAAGUGGUCUAAAGCCACAGGAAUAUACUAAGGCACAACAAUAUCAGCCACAACAAUUCCAUCAAUAUCAACAAUAAGCUGCCACAAUUUAGAUGAUUUUGGAUGCUAUAUUAGGAAUGCAACAAGUCGCGAGCAGUCUGUAAAUAGGAUCCAAAAACGAAUAAAUUAUGCGAAAUUUUAGUCUGACAAAAAACUUUUCGGAUAGGUAAUGCAAAUAGAACAUUUACCUUUUUUUUACUAUUUGUUAAUGUGUGUGUAAAUUUAGUUUAAAUAAAUUA